AUGGGGGCAACAGGUUACGGCUACUAUCGCGUGACCAUCUUCUUCUCCAUGUUCAUUGGCUACAUGCUGUACUUCUUCAACAGAAAGACAUUCUCCUUUGUCAUGCCCUCAGUGAUGGAUGAAAUUAAGCUGGACAAAGAUGAUUUGGGUCUGAUCACCAGCAGCCAGACCAUGGCCUAUGCCAUCAGUAAAUUCAUCAGCGGCGUGUUGUCGGACCAGAUUAGUGCCCGCUGGCUUUUCUCCAUCGGCCUCUUCGUGGUGGGAGGCAUCAACGUGGUUUUCUCGCGGUCCGCCACGGUCACCAUGUUCUCACUGCUCUGGUUCGUUAACGGCCUGGGACAAGGUUGUGGAUGGCCACCAUGUGGGAAGGUGCUCCGCAAGUGGUUUGAACCAUCCCAGUUUGGAACAUGGUGGUCUCUGCUGUCCUGCAGCAUGAACCUGGCAGGGAGUCUGGGCCCAAUCCUGGUUACAGUGCUCCUACACUACUAUGACUGGAGAACCAUCCUAACUAUGUCAGGUGUCUUCUGUGCUGCCUUCUCACUUGUGACUCUGGUGUUGGUGAAGAAUGAUCCAAAGGAUGUGGGCCUGCCUGGUGUUGAGUUGGCACCCAAGAAGGGGGCAAUUAGACGCAACAGUGAGAGCACCCUGAGUGAGUUCCUUCUCUCCCCAUUCCUUUGGGUGCUGUCUCUGGGCUACUUGGUGGUGUUUGGGGUGAAGACAGCGGCGACUGACUGGGGCCAGCUUUUCCUCAUGCAAGAGAAAGGCCAGACCGCUCUUAUGGGCAGUACUUACAUGAGUGCCUUGGAGGUGGGUGGCUUUGUGGGCAGCCUUGCAUCUGGUUUAAUCUCUGACAGAGCUGUUGCUCGAUCAGGCCUGGGCACACAUGGCAACCCUCGCCACGGCCUGCUCAUUGCCAUGAUGGCUGGUAUGUACGUGUCCAUGUACCUCUUCAGGGUCACCGUCACACCUGAAAUCCCAAAGGAGGCUCCUCUUUGGGUCCAAGUCAUCCAUCCUGUCUCUGUGCUUCUCGGUGUCUCCGAAAAAGAGAUCUGGAUUCUCUUUCUUGGUGCCAUGUUUGGAUUUUCCUCUUACGGGCCAAUUGCCUUGUUUGGUGUUAUCGCCAGUGAAAGCGCUCCUUCCAAUUUUUGUGGAACCUCGCAUGCUAUUGUAGCUCUGAUGGCUAAUGUGGGGGCUUUUGUGGCUGGACUUCCCUUCAGCACUAUUGCCAAACAACAUAGCUGGGACAUGGCAUUCUGGGUAGCUGAGGUCAUAAUGGCUGUCACCACGGUUUUGUUCUUCUUCAUACGCAAUAUGCGCACUAAGAUGGGAAGAAGAGAAAAAAUUGACUGAUCUGUGCUCUUCUGAAAAGUGACUCUGGUGUUAAAGGUGUUGCAUAAAUAAUUCUAAUGAAAAUUAUUACCAAACAAGUCCAGUAUCCAAAAGACACUAAUUUAGUCAUUGAUACUCAGGGACGGAUUACCAAAUUCUCUGUGAGGUUUACACACUACAGUAUAUGGAAAAAAGUACCCCCCCCCCCCACCCACACACACAGUUCUUAAUUGAUUAAUUAAUCAAUUGGGGACCACAUAUCAUAAUUCCCACUGAAUCUGAAUUCUUGAUCUUUCAGGACAUUUUGGAUGAUUCUAUAGUUCCAACUCUGUGUGGACUGACUUCCAUCCCAAUCACUUACAACAGUGCUCCCUCUUGUUGAACGCCAUUGCAAAUAUUCAUCUGGAUGCAUGGACAACAAUGUCCAAAGACAAAUUCCAAAGUCAUGUAGAAAGUCUUCGCAGGAAAAAAAUGGAGGCUUAUUAUAUAUUUAUGAAAGCAGUCAUUUAAAAGGCCAAAUGAUAGCUGCAUGCUGAAAACAAUGGAGGAAGUUAUUGGUGCAGGCCUGGAUGUUAGUAGUGAAUUUACAUAUACUGAAUGUUUUCUCAUGGGUGUUUUUGUAUAGUCUAGAAUCUAAACUGCCUAUCGAUGUGUUUGCACAUAUCUGGUAGCAUCAAUAAUUUUCAUCAUUGAUCAGAGAUAAGGUGUCGUAGAACUAAUUAUUUGUACGCACACUGUUGUUCACAGAUCACAUGAUACAGAGCAAUAUUUUGAUGCAUUUUAAAAAGUUGACUAUCAAUUCUUUCGGUACUAUUUCAAUUUGUCUUUCUCAACCUGUGUCUCAUGGGCACCUCAAAUUCAAAAUACUAUUUUCUAGGCUUAAGGCCCCUGUCAGUCAUGGGUCUCAUCAUCAAUUUUCUCCCACUUAGAGCAGUGUGUUUUGUCAACUAAUAAUGGGAACAGACUAAGUGCCAAUAGGGAAUAGCUUUAAUGUACUGUAAUGUAAUUUUACAUUUGAUGCCUAAUAAAUGUAAAUUAUGGGUGGUUUGAAACACUGAUUUUGUUCAGCUGUUUAUUGUACAAUGAACACAGUGUGCCUGGAUAUUUAUUGCCGAUGGAAUGGGUGAAAAUGAUAUCUUUAGGUUUUGUACAUAGAAGUGAUCAUUGCGUUGUCACAUUUCACUAGUUUUCCAACCUUUAUUGAGCCAAGGCACUCCUUUCACAUGAGAAAAAUCUCAUGGCACUAAACAAAAAUGUCACAAAAAGUAUGAAUACGAAAAUGAUGAGCUCAUCUCAAUUUACAAACAAAUGUACUUACUGUGAAUUCUGGGAUUGUUCAAUUGAACACAUAGCAGAUACACUUUGCAAGAAGCUAAUGCUGUUGUUUGAAUGGCAAAAGAGAAGGUACAUAAACCUUAUUGUACCUUCUUCCAAAUAACGGAAGAGCAUUUAAUUGAUCUGCUGGUCUCUUUUCAUUGCUGGCGUGCAGAGCUGAUCAAAGGUAUAUUUGCAAUUAAAAAUAGUUUUCCAAAUGAA
Molecule: messenger RNA, 2865 nt
Organism: Phyllopteryx taeniolatus (common seadragon)
Lineage: Eukaryota; Metazoa; Chordata; Actinopteri; Syngnathiformes; Syngnathidae
Product: glucose-6-phosphate exchanger SLC37A4-like
Exons: 9
Coding region: 1-1350 (449 amino acids)
Biological process (GO): glucose-6-phosphate transport; phosphate ion transmembrane transport
Cellular component (GO): endoplasmic reticulum membrane
Molecular function (GO): glucose 6-phosphate:phosphate antiporter activity
Source: RefSeq, a predicted model, not a curated record